Messenger RNA from Cladocopium goreaui, 2238 nucleotides. The record is from the annotation of a GenBank genome assembly. NCBI's taxonomy places the organism in Eukaryota, Dinophyceae, Suessiales, Symbiodiniaceae.
AUGGCCGCGCUGCUGGUGCGCGUGUUGCUACUGUGGUGUGUCCCAGUGGCUGCCCUGGUUGGUGGGAUAGCUCCAGACACGCUUGGUCUUGUUCUUUCCAGUGCUGCUUCGAUCUUCGAUUUAUACCAUUGGCUAACCUCCGGCCCCAAGCGGCGGUCUUCAUGGCGAUUCUUCUUCCUGAGAUGGGCCAUCCUGUGUAUUCUCCAGAUUUGGUCUUUGUUAUUGCAUGAGAGCAUCAAGCCAGAACCAGUGGAGCAAACUUCCCAACAUGGGCGUUUUGAGCCAGCUGGCAGUUUGGAAGAUCCACCUGCGAUGCGUGGUUCCAAGGCCUUUCUGCAGUCGGAGAGUCUACCAAAGCCACCUGAGCCAGCUGUGCCAGCUGGGGGACCUCCAAGUAUACCUCGAGCCUCCCUUGCCUUUGUUGGGGAAGGCAAUUUUGUUCUAGAUGCUACGCCUGAAGAUUUGGCGUGGUCUCCACAUACAAUUUCUGUGGUUCUUCCAUGCGCAGAAGAGCGUGAACUGGCGUUCAAAACGGUGAAGUCUGUCUACGAGUCGACUCCUACGGAUGUGUUGCAUGAAAUUGUGGUGGUUGAUGAUGGCAGCAAUCCACCACUUUCUACAACGCAUCUGAACGAAGAGGUGAGGCAGAAAUACAAGGUUGUGAUCAAACGCCACGAGCAGACGGUCGGCCUCAUUGGAGCCAAGCAGACUGGAGGAGAUGCAGCAACUGGUGACAUCAUCGUCUUCUUUGAUUGCCACGUGGGUCCCCAGCCCAAGUGGUACGUCGACUUCCUCACGCUGAUUGGAGAAAAUUACCGCAGAAUGGUGAUUCCUCAAAUCACAGGGCUGGAUAUCGACACCUGGACACAGGUUGGAAGUGGAGGAGGAAUGUCCAAGUGCUACCUGACCUGGGAUGGGGACUUCAAGUGGGGUGGCACUGAUGACAUGUACAUGGGCAUGUUGUCUGGUGGCUUAGCAGGAAUGUCCAGAUACUGGUGGGACGAGAGUGGAGGCUUUGAUUCCAAGAUGUUGGGUUGGGGUGGUGAGAACAUCGAUCAGGGCGUGAGAAUGUGGGUUUGCGGCGGGGAAAUUGUCGCAGCACCUCGUUCGCAAGUUGCACACAUGUGGAGAACUCACUCCGCAAAGACCAGCGCGCAUUACAAGCGCGUCGGAGACACGAUGUUCAAUCGAGCACGAGCCAUCCAUGCCUGGCUCCAAGAGUUUAGUGACAAGCUGUACGAUUAUCCUUCCUUUGCAAAUCGGAAAAAGAACGGUGGUGAAAAUUGGAUUGGCGACAUGAGUACCUUUCACAAUGUUCGGAAGAGACUCAAUGGCUGUCGGCCAUUUGCCUGGUACCUCAAGCGGUUCAAAGCCGUGUACGAAGAUGCUGGUCUCAUCCCUGCCGAGAUCUUCAUGAUUCGCGAGGAACAAAGUGGGAUGUGCUUGCACUUCUUGGGUCCAGCUGGUACAAGCGGAUCUGGAUCUGAGGGAGUUAAGCUGGCACCCUGCGACUCGGACAACCAUCGUUUCUUUUGGCACUUGGGCAACCGCAACCGGCUGAAAUGCUGCAGCGGUCUCCGAGCCUGGAACACCGAUCAAUGUUUGCAGGGCGGCCAGAGUGGUGGCCGUGCCGUGACCAGUAUUUGUGAGCUGUCCGGAGCAAAUACUGCCCAAGGAUGGUCGUUGACCAGAGAUGGCCAACUGCAACGGGGCAGCUCAUGCAUCGGAUCCAAUGGCAACGUGCAACAGCCUGGCUUGAAAGAGGCUCCCUGCAUAUCUUUCCGAAACAAAGGAAGUGCAGCAAGGUUUUCCAAAUGGGGUGCCAAAGUCCCGCUAGAGACCGAGCUCUACCGGAAAGCCCAAAGAGAGCAUCCGGAGGUCUUUGCCCGGCUGAAUGCCGAGAUGGCGUCGCCGCAGGUCAAUCUGCCAGCCAGAUGUAAAGAGAGAGGUAGAAAGUGCUGGAAGCUCUUCUGGUCCGAUGGACAAUGCCUCGACAACGAAGCGCAAUUCGUGGACCCUCAGGGUGAAUGCGGCUUCUUCAUCUACGAAAAUGAACAAAUGAAGCAGGCUGACUCGAUGGCUUGCCUGGACACUUGGUCAGAUGAGGAUGUGAACACCUGGGGACUCUAUGAGUGCCAUUCGGGAGACAAUCAAAAGUUUGUACCUCAAGGGUCGAGAUUCUGUACAUACGUGGACUUGCCGGGACAGCCCCAAUGCUUCCUCGGACAUGACGUGUGA